GACAGCAGCAACUGCACCACAUCCCACAGCAGUCGAGACAGGGACAGGGAGAGGGAGCGGGAGCGAGAACGCGAUCGCUUGUGUCGCACUCCGCCCGAUUCCCCGCCAGACUCCGCACGCAGUCUCGCCCCUCGGUCCCCACACUCACCGCUGCAGCUGCACCAUCGACCGCAGCGCAAUGCGAGUGUCUCCCCGGUGGUCAACGGCGGAGUUGGCUCCUCGGGCACCUCGCCCACUCCGGGUGCCCAGCAUGCCGCCUCGCUGGCAGCCGCAGCCGCCGCCGCAGCAGCCGCUCACGUGGAGCAGGCACGACUCGUGGCCAAGUUGCGCAAGUUCCUCGGCGCUCUGGUGCACUUCUCGCAGGAUCUCGGCCAGCCGGAGGUGUGCGAGCGCGUGCGUGCGCUGGUCCUGUCGCUCUGCUGCGGCACCAUCUCGCUGGAGGAGUUCCGCCUGGCGCUGCAGGAGGCCAUCAACCUGCCGCUGCGACCCUACGUCAUGCCGCUGCUGAAGAACAGCGUGACGCUGAUGCAGCGCGAGAUCCUGGCCCUGGCCCGGGCCACCAACCAGUCCGCGCUGCAGUACGUGACCAACAACGAGCCGGCGGUGAUGGAAUUUGGCGCGGAGUUUGGCGACAUCUUCGUGCAGCUGGAGGCGCCCACAGCGAACGGCAGCGCUGUCUUCAAGCGUCGCUCCUCGGACUCCAUGAUGGAGCACGGCGGCCACAACGGACUGCACGAGUGGAGCGAGUACAUGGCCAGCGGCGGGGGUGUGUCUGCCUCCGGAUAUCCCCCACCGCCCAACAAGCGCAUGGCCAUGCAUCCCGCCCACUCGGUCAUGGCCUACGGCGACUACACCGUCUCGGUGGCUGAGGGUCUGCCCUCGGCGGCUGGUUUCAUGCAACGCGACGAGCGGGAGCUGCGCCAUCCGGCUCCACCACAGCGUGCCGCCAAUCCCAAUCCCAAUCCCAAUCCGAAUCCCCAAGCCAAUCCCAAUGCCAACCCGAAUGCUGCCGCUGGUGGUGGGGCUGCCGGCGGCGAGGAAGAGUGGAAAAACAUUCACACAAUGCUCAACUGCAUCUCGGCCAUGGUGGACAAGACGAAGCGGGCCAUCACGAUCCUCCAGCAGCGUGGCAUCGAGCCGCAGCAUCCCAACAGCGGGCAGGAGAUAACGCCAGCGGCACUCGCCGAACUGCGCCGCCAGACCGAGGAGAAAGUCUCCGAAUUCAAGCGGAAUGCCGAGGAUGCAGUCACCCAGGUCAAGCGACAGGCGGUCAUCGAGAUCCAGCGAGCUGUGGUGGCUGCCGAGACGCGGGCCGCAGAGAUCAUGACCCAGGAGCGGCUGCGCAUGGAGAAGUUCUUCAUGGAAAUGAGUCGCCACUCGAGCGGCGAGCGGGAGAUGGACAACAAGUCGCCGUCGAUCACCACGGCCCAGAAUAACGGGACACUGCAGCAGCAGUGCUGGAACUGCGGUCGCAAGGCCACCGAAACCUGCUCGGGCUGCAACAUGGCUCGCUACUGCAGCGCCUCGUGCCAAUACAGAGACUGGGAUAGCCAUCAUCAGGUCUGUGGCAACACCAGGGCCAGCGAAAUGAGUGCCAAGCACUUGCACCCCGCAGCCGGCAGCAUUCGCACUGCGAUGGCCACGCGAUCCCCUCCCACGCCCACCUCGUCAGCCCAUCUGCAGGCGGCGGCGGCAGCAGCGGCAGCGGCAGCGGCGGGUGCCCGUGAGGCAAUUGUUGCGGCCAGUGUGGGUCCGAGUGGUGGCAGCGGUGGCCCAGGCGGCGGAGGAUCUGGCGGUGGAGGCAGUGCGGCGGCUGCGGCUGUGGCUGCUGCCACGCCCAGUGCCUUGGUGGCGAACGGAUUGGGCUCCAAAUGACGCAUUCGCAUGAUGAAACCCAAAAAGAAGUACUUGUGCUAGUCAAAUUAUAAGAGGGGGAAAGGGGAGAGGUCAGAGGUCGGAGGUCGCACACACCAAUACAUAAUUAUGCAGUUAUCCAAAACAUUAAACAAAAAAAGAAGAAUUAAAAUGUCAGCAAAUAGAUUUCUAAACUCAAUUAAAAAGAAAAAGAAAUACACGAAGUAGGAGACGCUUCAGCAACAGAGCUCAAAACGUAGAUACAGAUACAUAAUUACAUACAUAGAUACAUACAUAGUUAUGUAUUUGCAUUUUUCACAAUUUAAAUGUUUUAUGCAGCCAACAAUUAGUGUAGUUUUUGAGAGGGAAGUGUAGCUGGUGGAACCUCUAGAAGAAUUUAUAUAAAGGGAAUCGCAAAAGGGUAAUCUGCCAAUCAAAAGUUCUCACACUUCUCACACAUCUAAUGCACGUUUAGGAGGAAUAAUUAUCAAGCCCAAAGGAGGAAGAAUAAUCCUAAAUACUUAUUAUAAUAGACAAUGAAUGUGUGUGCGCACUCGUAUUAAAUGUUUAUCCACAAACUCACUCACACACACGGCAACGCUCACAGCAGUUGCAUAAUAAAUCAGAAAUAAAAUACAAACUUGUAGAUCUGUAAGUAAACUUCUUGGGCGUAAACGCAGAGCCCCCAGAGCAAGUAAACAAACUGAACAUAGUAGAUUUUAUUAUUAUUGUAGUAAACUUAAAAAUAAAGUACGAGUAUAUUAUUAUUAUU
Messenger RNA from Drosophila subobscura, 2626 nucleotides. It is a transcript of the gene nvy, whose product is annotated as protein CBFA2T3. The record is from RefSeq and is a predicted model, not a curated record. The transcript is spliced from 4 exons. The coding region runs from base 496 to 1875 and encodes 459 amino acids. Gene Ontology annotation, molecular function: transcription corepressor activity. Gene Ontology annotation, cellular component: nucleus. Gene Ontology annotation, biological process: negative regulation of DNA-templated transcription; DNA-templated transcription. NCBI's taxonomy places the organism in Eukaryota, Metazoa, Arthropoda, Insecta, Diptera, Drosophilidae.